AGGCUACGCACACCGCACACCGGUCGCAGCAUCCGUCCCGCGUCCCACGUCAGUCGGCUGCCGCGUUCCGAGGGGUUUGGUUGGUGUUGCGUGGGCGGGCGAGAAGCCGGGUCGCUGGACGAACGAGAACGAGCUGCGAUUAACGCGUCCGCGAUAUUCCGAGCGGACGGAAUAGCGAUAGCGCGGAAUUACUUAUAAUUGGUAGAUUUACUUGUCUCGUCUCUUUCGAGAUCACGUGAGAAAGCCUAUACCGACUUUCAAGAUCAGUACACGAUCAGUCGUAAGCCGGCAUCGACGGCGUGUCGCGUGACUCUGUCAUUUGAUGUGCUGCUCCGAUCUGUUGUGAAUAGUUGUGCACGAGAGAGAUUAUCCAGCCCUCGGUUCUUCGUGACUUCCUGCGUCGCCUUGUCGUCGUCGUCGUCGUCCCGGAGAGCUUGCAGAUUCCCCAAGACUCUCCUGACAUCGAGCGCUUGCUGAAGUUGCUGGCUCCGCGCGGAGUGAUCGAACAGUAUCGGCCGGAGAUGAGGAAGGCGACUCUGUUAGCCGUCGUAACGAUUUUGCUGUCGGUGACGGCACGCGAUGCCACGGCAGAACUUUACACCGCCCUGGCGGAUAUGGAGGAGCUGCUCGAAACGGAAGCUGUGCUGAUCGACACAUUGAACGGAUACAUCACGGCGCAAGAGCAACGAUUGGCAACUCUGAGAAGAAACGUGGAGGGCUACGCGAGGGAGCACGAGGAGGCAUCCAGAAACAUCCAACAGUAUCUAUCGAACCCUAUAAAUGCUUAUCUGCUAGUGAAACGGCUAACCACCGACUGGAAAAAGGUCGAGGAGCUGAUAACCGAGGAUGUCGGCAAGUCUUUCGUCGCAAACAUCACAAAUUCCAGGAGCGAUCUAAAAUUCCCGACCGACGAGGACCUGAAUGGAGCCGCAGUCGCUUUGAUGAGGCUGCAAGACACGUACAAGCUCGAAACCGCGCAAGUUGCGAGGGGUGUCCUGAAUGGCGUGCAAUACAGUACCGGAUUGACCGCGAGCGACUGCUUCGAACUGGGCCGACAAUCUUAUCACAAUCGCGACUACUAUCACACGGUGCUGUGGAUGCAGGAAGCUAUGGACCGUCUGCAAGAGGAGCAGAACGCCACCACCACCACCUCCAAGCCCGAUAUCCUGGAAUACUUGGCGUUUUCAACGUACAUGCAAGGUAACGUCGCCCGUGCUUUGAGCAUGACGAACGAGCUGCUCGAAUUGGUGCCGACACACGAGAGAGCGUUGGGAAACCGUGCGUAUUACCAAAAGGAAAUCCAAAGCAAGGCGAGUCAGUCGAAAAAGAAGCGGGGGGAGGAUGGAAAGGAUGAUACAGCGAUACCUGAACAGAACUUCACUGUCGCCGAGGAAAGGGUGAAAACGUGGGAGGAAAUGACGGAGAGAGAGAGGUACGAGAUGCUUUGUCGCGGCGAAGUAUCUAUUCCGUCGGAAGUAGAGAAGAAUCUCAAAUGCCGUUACGUCGACCGUGGAAUUCCCUUCCUGAAGAUCGCGCCAUUUAAGGAGGAGGAGGCGUAUCUGGAUCCGAGGAUAGUUGUUUAUCACAACGUGAUCUACGACGAGGAAAUCGAGACGAUCAAGCGGAUGGCUCAACCUAGGUUUAAGCGCGCUACGGUGCAGAAUUACAAGACUGGUGCCUUAGAGAUAGCGAAUUACAGAAUCAGCAAGAGCGCGUGGCUCCAGGAACACGAGCAUAAGCACGUAGCGGCAGUGAGUAAACGCGUCGAGCACAUGACGAGUCUGUCCGUGGAGACGGCCGAGGAACUUCAGGUUGUCAAUUACGGCAUUGGCGGUCACUACGAGCCACAUUUCGACUUUGCAAGGAAAGAAGAAACGAAUGCGUUCAAAAGCCUCGGGACUGGCAACAGAAUCGCAACGGUUCUAUACUACAUGAGUGAUGUCGAGCAAGGAGGCGGUACCGUAUUCACCGCCAUCAACAUAUCGCUUUGGCCGAAGAAGGGUAGUGCGGCAUUUUGGCAUAAUUUGAAGCCUAACGGUGAGGGAGAUUUUAAAACCAGACACGCGGCUUGCCCGGUACUUACAGGAUCAAAGUGGGUGGCAAACAAAUGGUUGCACGAAAGAGGUCAAGAAUUUCAUAGACCUUGCACAUUGGAAAAUCAGGCGACGGAUGAGGUGGACGUUAGGCACUGAAGAGAGCGUUCCUCGACUGUGACAGAAGAAAUAGAAGGGACGCGAUAAAUAAGAUAAAAGAAGUACUACGAAAUACUUGAAAAUUCCUGCUCUGAAUAAAGAGACAUUUUAAUCUCGAAACGACGACUCCGUAAGGAAGCUCGCGGUACGAAUUGUCGUUUAAGAACGAGUAAGGACAUUUCGGCCCGCGUGCAAAAAGCGACAGUGCAAUUUAGCGUAGAUAAACAAGCUGCGAGAACGCUGCUCGCGUUUACGAGAAAGAACGUCACUGGCGCACACAAUUCGCAUAAUUUAACAUUCGUGCUGCAGUUCUGUAUGAUGAUCUUUCUUGUUGGUUUACUGUGGAACACGAUCCCUCGCAUUACGACAACGUAAGCGCGCGCGCGUGCGAUUAAUGUUUCCUUAAUCUUCGAGAUAUCCGGCUGCAGGCGAAAACCGGUACGAAGCAACAGAGACUAUCCGAGCGAGAUUAAUCGACUGCAUUGUUUCCCGUACGCUUUUUCCUUUGAAACGAAAAUCCUGUAAAGCAGAGAUUGCCGCUGUGCGCGAAUUGCGGCAAUUGCGAUGCAACAAAGUUACUGUUUACGGCACGGAUCUGCAUGCGUUCUAUUUGUAGUCCGAUUCAGCAUUGCCUGCAGUUCGUCGUUUUGCAGUUUACGUCUACGGCGAAUGUAACGUAGAAUAGUUAUUUGGAAUUAAAUGCGUGAGACGAAAUAAACGGACGUAAGUGUAAAGCGGAAAAAUGAAAGAAAGAUCUCAGCAACUCUCACUUGAACGAAAUAAACGAAAGAGGGGAGGAGAGAAAAACAGAAAAACCGCAUACAACCGGAUCGGUUUGUUGCAUGCGGAGUUUCGCCGUUUAAACGGACUAUCCGCGGUGAGAACGAGGUAUCGCUCCGCCGUUCGCUAACGCGUAACGUUAAUUGUUUAUACGAAAGAUUACCGAUACGCUAAUAAGAUAUUACACUAUGCAUCAUAGCCAAAGCAAUAAUAAAUUGCGCACGUUCUGGCCAGUCUCCCCUUAUCGUAGUUUAUAGUAUAGUGCGAUGUAGAGAAGCGAAGAGCGCGAUGUAAUCAUUAGCCCGUAGAUUAAUUGUAAUUCGAGCGUGAUCGUUAACGUGAUUCACGAAGCCGUAUCUCAACCCCGACGUUAUAGAGCUAUAACGAGGUACUUCCGCUGAGAUGCUCCAAGACCGAGAAUCUCCUGUAGCGACGGAUUGCUUUCAUCGGCUGUAAAUAGCGGAUGGCACGCCGAUCCUGUAUCAUCCGAUCCUUCCGAUCAGGCUGUAUACGAAUCGUUUGUAUAAAGGUGGACAACGCUGUCCGAUGACGACGCUGCACUUCUUAACGGCGAUGUAGUAUAAGUAUAUAUGGUGCGAGGAUAACCUUUCGCACGUCGUAUUCAAGAUCAUCCUAUUGUAGCGGUGCUCAAAUUAUAGUUGAUUUUAUUUUAAUAAUAAUAAAAGAAAGAUUGGGAUUAUUAUAACGAAAUAUAUCAUGAUAAAGACAGGAAGAGGCAUACUUGUAUGUUUUUCACAUACAGCGCAAAAAUUAACGAAAGAACGAGUCUAAUUAAGAAAUGAUUCUGGAAAAUUACGUAAUUGUUGGAUUUAAGUUUUCUUUUUAAAAAUAAUGGAAUAAUGUAGCUCAGAUUACUUAAUUUUUACUACUUAUUUUAAAAAUUAACAUUUGUGCCACAGCACUGUGAUUUGUGCUGCGUUACUAAACAUUACAACGUUUAUAUGUAUGUGUUUUAUUCGUGUAGAAAAUUUGGGAACCGCUGCUCUACGGUAUUAUAGACGGUUCAAGUUUGUGGGUCCGAGUAUCCCAAAUCGAUUGUUAAUAUUUAGCACCAGCUAGCACUAACGUGAAUAUACGAAAUAUUACUUCCAAUCGAGAUUCCAACGACGAACGUGCGCGAAAAUUGUCUAUAUCAAUCGAUCCAGCACAACUACCGCGCGUAUAUGUCACUUAAAAAUCAUACCGUAUUUCGAUAAAAUCUAUCUAUCGUUUAAGUUUGCUGAAAAUUCCAUGACGGUAGCCCUAUAUUAUAACUCGUGUUAGGAUCACAUUUACUAUACUCAUCUCUAGAAUCAUAUGGCGCUUCAGAAUUUAUGUUUACGUUAAAACAGCUUAUAUGGUAUAUGUCACUUUUCUUAAUUUUCUAAUUUUUAAUUUUUUUAACGAUAUGCUCUCUUAGCAACGAUCGAUUUAUUCGGAUAUAUUUACCCUGAUCUAAUAUUUACUGCUAAUCAGCCUGAUUAUUUUAUCAAUGCUAUAUAAUUAUUUAUAUAUACAAUAAUAUAGAGAUUACGACUUUACAUCGCAAUCUUUGCACAUAUUGUGAAUUAUAUUACUUUCUAGCUAUUUUUGCGCUCUGUAUAAUUCCAAGUCCAAUUUCUUCAUGUUAGAUACAUUAUUUGAAUUAUCGCUGUAAAAACUCGGUUUUAAGGACCAACGCAUUUUUGUCGGAGUUGAACUUGAGUUAGGAAGUAAGUCUUGAUCGAAAAAGUAGCCUUUGAACGAAAUUAUGUUUUGACGAUCACUACACCGCGCGCAGUUACUUGCUAUACUUUUAGAAAAAAUCUGCAAAAUAAAUUUUCUACCAAUAAUUUUGUAUAUAUCACCUCGCGCAAUAUUGUGUCACUUACGUCAUUUAAUAUGAAAUGAUUAUAAAGAAUGAGCGGAGAAUGAAGUAAAAUUAAUGACGAUGAGGAAUGCAAGAACGAGACAGUUCCGAUCGCCUCGUUAAGUAUGAGCGACUGAUAUCUAUCUAAUUGUGAUUACCAUCGUUUUGUUGAAAAACGAAGAAAAUAAAUAAAAUGAAAUGCAUCACAGAAACGCUGCUGAAAUCCUAACGAAGCGCGUGUCGUUAUUUGUAAUUCAUCGUUCUCAAAUCGUGUAUCAAUUGACGAGUACGUUAAAAAUGGGGAGACUCUAGUGUCAGUCAUAAUAAACAUUCGUAAAUUUAAAUUCCGAAAAAUUCUAUUGUAAAAAAGCACAUUCCUCAUUUUUCAUUUCGUUUUUUUAUGCGUAAACUGUAAACAUUACAUUCAUUAUUUCUAUAAUAUGUAUAUAAAAUGUUUGACAAAUAA
This is a messenger RNA of Temnothorax curvispinosus, 5287 nucleotides long. RefSeq names its product prolyl 4-hydroxylase subunit alpha-1 (gene PH4alphaEFB). Gene Ontology annotation, cellular component: endoplasmic reticulum. Bases 522 to 2192 code for a protein of 556 amino acids. The transcript has 10 exons. Gene Ontology annotation, molecular function: protein binding; L-ascorbic acid binding; procollagen-proline 4-dioxygenase activity. The record is from RefSeq and is a predicted model, not a curated record. NCBI's taxonomy places the organism in Eukaryota, Metazoa, Arthropoda, Insecta, Hymenoptera, Formicidae. Gene Ontology annotation, biological process: peptidyl-proline hydroxylation to 4-hydroxy-L-proline.